This is a messenger RNA of Fraxinus pennsylvanica, 1044 nucleotides long. The record is from the annotation of a GenBank genome assembly. Lineage: Eukaryota; Viridiplantae; Streptophyta; Magnoliopsida; Lamiales; Oleaceae.
AUGAACGGGGUAAAAGGGUCAGCACAGGCGACCGCGUUGUUUGUGUUUGGAGACUCAUUAGUAGAUAAUGGAAAUAACAACUUCCUCAACUCCAUUGCUAAAUCAAAUUACUAUCCAUAUGGUGUGGAUUUCAACAGUGGACCUACUGGCAGAUUUUCCAAUGGAAGAACAUUUGCUGAUUAUCUUGGAGAUUUAUUGGGAGUUCCUUCUCCUCCACCCUUUGCAGAUCCCACCACGUCCGGAGCUAGAAUCCUUGGAGGAGUUAAUUAUGCUUCCGCAGCUGCUGGCAUCCUUGAUGAAACAGGCCAACAUUAUGGACAGAGGUACUCAUUAAGUCAACAAGUGAUUAAUUUCGAGACAACUUUAGGUCAAUUGAGGAAGAUGAUGAGCGGAGCAGACUUGAGCCGAUACUUGGCAAAGUCCAUAGCACUAGUUGUUAUUGGCAGCAAUGACUACAUCAAUAACUAUCUCCUGCCCUCCAUGUACCCUUCAAGCUACAAUUACCGUCCCCCUGAAUUUGCCAACCUUCUUCUAAAUCACUAUGCUCGACAACUUGUGGCGCUGUACAGCGUGGGGCUAAGGAAAUUUGUGCUACCAGGAAUAGCACCCCUUGGAUGCAUCCCGAAUCAACUAGCCACUGGACAGGCACCCCCAGGAAGAUGUGUUGACUAUGUGAAUCAAAUGUUGGGUGCGUUUAAUGAAGGGCUCAAGUCGCUAGUGAACAUCAUGAACAAUGGCACCCACCCUGGUGCCAUGUUUGUCUAUGGAAAUUCUUAUGGUGCCAUUGGUGAUAUCUUGAACAAUCCGUCUAGAUUUGGAUUUAUUGUGGUGGAUAGAGGAUGUUGCGGCAUAGGGAGAAACCAAGGGCAGAUAACUUGUCUUCCAUUUGCGACCCCAUGUUACAACAGGAACCAGUAUGUAUUCUGGGAUGCCUUCCAUCCCACCCAAAAAGUUGAUGCCAUUCUUGCUCAGAGGGCCUAUUCUGGCCCUCCUACUGACUGCCAUCCUAUGAACGUUCAACAGUUAGCUCUUAUUAAUUUCUGA